Aspergillus affinis is the source of this 1062-nucleotide messenger RNA. RefSeq lists its product as uncharacterized. Lineage: Eukaryota; Fungi; Ascomycota; Eurotiomycetes; Eurotiales; Aspergillaceae. The record is from RefSeq and is a predicted model, not a curated record. The coding region runs from base 1 to 1062 and encodes 353 amino acids. The transcript has a single exon.
AUGCCGUUACCUGCAGUGCCUCCAGCAUUUUGGACAGCUAUUCAAGUAAUUUCCAUUGUUCUUCCUAUGGCCUCGAGUCUCAUCACCGACGAGAAGACCAGGCGAGCCGCAGCUGCUCAGGAAGCAGCAUCCGAAGCGACAAGGGUUGCCUCAGAAAGAACAGCACGAACGCAAGAAGCCCUCCACGAACAAAUAAAUACCAGCCACUGGCCUUCCACCCAUACAUUAGCGCCUCGAACGUUUGAAAUCCCUCAGAACGGAUUCAACGCAGGUCCAGAGUUUACUACCGUAUUUGCAGCGAGCAUCUUUGUGGGUGCUGCUCUCGCGGUGAGAACAGGGAAUGAGUUGAAGGGUAUGGGUCUUCGUUUAGGGGAAAUUGGUGACGAGCUCGGAGCUCAGACAACGGCCAAAAUGCAAGGAUGGGAGACUAAAGGGUUCGGCGCCUUUAUUUACUGGUUCCUAGAGAACGAAAUUCACGAUCACGGUGGGGAAGCGUCAGUUGGUCACCACGCAUUUUACGUUUAUAACCCAACCACAAGCGCCAACGUUGUGUUCAAGAAGAUGGUACGGGAGAAGCCAUUGCCUGCGUCCUUUGGUGGCUUCAGCUCUGAUAUAGAGGGGUUAUUCCAUUUAAUGUGGGAGAAUCGACAAUCUCUAUACCAGAAGGUCGGAAGAGUGGAUGCAGAAAAAGUGCAGUUUCAUCUUCUUGUUCCUGCAAAAAGAGCCUUUAUCAUUUCGGACCUUAUGGCAAUUGAUGACGGAAUUGGCAGACUUAUUAUCAAAGGCCAUGCGGAGGAAGGCAUUCCAUAUACAUGGUUCAAUUUUGUGUGCAUGCCACGGCAAGUUGUUCUACAAGAUGUUGGAAACCUGGCCAGGGAGCAAACCGAGAAUGAAUUCUCCAAUGACCUUGCACAUAGUUGCUUAUCUGGAGAUGCUCUGGCUGCGUUGAUGUUACCAUCUUGGGCAAAUCAGUUGAGAAUCGCGAUAAACACACAACUGGGGAAACGAUACGUAUCACCACGGAUUCUUGGUCCGUCUAGAAAGCAAAUGAACCAACCUUGA